AUGUGUCUGGCUCCAGUGGGUGCCGGUAAGUUCGGUCGUUCGAUUUGCCGUAGGAAACUAUGGGACUCAAGUGAUGAACUAGUGUCAGCAUAUCAGGCGCUGCAACUCAGCACGGUUGACUUCGAGAGCUUGUGGUUCACACGUACUCGGUGGGACGAGGCCUCCGACCUCAGAGUUGUUACCAGGGUGUUAUGGAUUUCGGAUAAUCUGAAGGUGAGGUCCGGGACAGCUCGUUUUGAGACGCGAACGGUGGCCACGGUGAACGAGCUAUUUAUUAGUGGCUUGGCUAUUAUUGCGGGGGUUAUGGUGACGGGGGCUGUCAUAUGUCUUUACUACUGGCGUGCGAGUCGAGACGUUACAGAAAGUUGCCGCUUCUUGACCCUUGACGGAAGUCGUAGGGUCAUGGCCAUGUCCUACGUAGAUAGGUACAAUUGUGGAAAAGUCCCGAUAUCUCCGCCCCUAACAUCACUGUUAAGGAGUGGAGAGAGGUCUUGCCACUUAAGCACCUACUAUUUGAGCGACGAGGACCCGAUCAGCAUGAAGGAAAUUGAGGAAUCUAAGCUGCUGAUCUUAGGAACUAGGAGUAAGGAAAAUGACGAGGUCGACCGGAAGAAUAGGAGUGACGUACGCCAUCGGGCCGUUGACGGGCGCUCUGCGACUCUCCAAUCGGGCAGGCGGCAUGAAGAGAUGGGACCCCGUGCGUGUGCUACCGAUAAUUUAGCCGCAGACCCAGGAUAUCCCGACGACGAUGCGAAUAGGUGCAGGCCUGGACGUCGAGUGGAUUUCUUGACGAGCGGCGAGCAUCGGGUGCACUCCUGUUGA
Molecule: messenger RNA, 822 nt
Organism: Chondrus crispus (carragheen)
Lineage: Eukaryota; Rhodophyta; Florideophyceae; Gigartinales; Gigartinaceae
Exons: 1
Coding region: 1-822 (273 amino acids)
Source: RefSeq, a predicted model, not a curated record